AUGAUUUCUUAUCAAUCUCAAAUGGAAAUUUUAUCAAGAAGGCAAAUAAAACUCGCUUCAAUAUCACGCGUUCCUUCUAUCUUCGUCAAACCACAAACAAUCAAUCCGUGGUUAACUAAAUCUUUACAAAUUGCUAAACCCAAUGAUGUUCCCGCAAAAUCAACCACAACAGCAACUCUUCCAUCCCACUUUUCCAUUUUAACUGAUGAAAAUUUGAUGAAUACUUUAUUUUUCGACUACAUCGAGACUUGA
Molecule: messenger RNA, 252 nt
Organism: Clunio marinus
Lineage: Eukaryota; Metazoa; Arthropoda; Insecta; Diptera; Chironomidae
Source: the annotation of a GenBank genome assembly